UCUAUCCCUCUCUCUAAAAAGAACAUACAGAUACAGGCCCUCGCUUUCUCUCUCUCUCCACAUAUCUUUUCUAGCUUUCUUUCUUUGAGACUUUUGAGCUUCUCUUCUUCUUGUCUGCGGAGAAGUGACACUGCUGUUUAGAGCUAUACAUUCACCAUUUAAAAUUGUAGAAAAACUGACAACUAAACAAUCCUGCAGGUUCAUACUUGGCUUAGAAUCCCAGACAGAGUUUUGGAAAUUCACUUGCUCUCUUUCCUGGGAUUUAUGCGGACAUAACAAUCACUUGUAAUUUAAGUAGUGCAUAUAUGGUAGUCACCUUAAGUUAGAAUUUGUGUUAUUAUUUUAUUGCAUAUAAAUAUGCCUUGGUGGGGAAAGACAUCAUCCAAAGAAGACAAGAAGAAAACAAAUGGAAGUAUCAUUGAUGCAAUACAUCGAAAAUUCAAGAUUGCUUCGGAAGAAAAAGACAAUAGUAGAUCAGGAGGUUCUUGGAGACGGGGUAGUGACACUGUUUCAGAGAGGGGAUCCAUAUCACGGGUGCCGUCAAGGUCACCAUCGCCUUCCACACAUGUUUCGCGCUGCCAAAGUUUUGCAGAAAGGCCUCAUGCCCAACCGCUUCCACUUCCUGGGGCGCGCCAUGCUGGCAUUGGACGUUGUAAUUCUGGAAUUAGUGCAUCAAUAAGACCAAGACUGGAUGGAGGUUUGAAGCCUUUGGAUUUGCCUCUUCCAAAACCUGGAUGUGGCCCUAAUAGAUUAGGACAUGCUUACACUGAGGGUGAUAUAGCUACAGCUUCUGUUUCUAGUGCUAGCUCCACUGACAGUGACUAUCCAUCUGAUUCACGAAUCCUUAGCCCCCUCACAUCUGACUAUGAAAAUGGAAACAGAACUGCUACAAACAGUCCUUCGAGUAUGAAGCACAAAGAUCAAUCCCAUAUUUUCAGUCCAAAGUACUCAAAAGAGAUAUUGAAGCCUGCUGACUUUUCACUCAAUAAUCAGAUUCCUUCUACAUCACCAAGACGGGCUCCUUUAAGCACUCAUGUACAAAAUAUGCAGAUUCCUCAUCGAGGUGCACUCUACAGUGCUCCAGACAGCUCAUUGUCAAGUCCUUCUAGAAGCCCAAUGAGAGCAUUUGGACCUGAGCAAGCUAUUAACUGUGGAUUAUGGGCAGGGCUAGGCUCUGGACAUUGCUCAAGUCCAGGUUCUGGUUAUAACUCUGGGCAUAACUCAAUAGGUGGAGAAAUGUCAGGACAGCUGUUUUGGCCAAAUAGUAGAUGUAGCCCCGAAUGUUCUCCAAUACCUAGUCCCAGAAUGACAAGCCCUGGUCCCGGCUCCAGAAUACACAGUGGUGCUGUCACCCCUCUGCAUCCACGAGCUGGAGGUGCUUCCAUGGAAUCACCUACAAGCCGGCCUGAUGAUGGGAAGCAACAAAGUCAUAAGUUGCCCCUCCCGCCGAUAACAAUCUCUAAUACUUGCCCCUUUUCACCUGCAUAUUCAACUGCAACAUCUCCUUCAGUGCCCCGAAGUCCUAAUCGGGCAGACAAUCCAACAAGUCCUGGUUCACGUUGGAAGAAGGGUCGUCUGCUGGGGAGAGGCACGUUUGGACAUGUGUAUCUGGGGUUUAACAGUGAAAGUGGGGAGAUGUGUGCAAUGAAGGAGGUAACUCUAUUUGCAGAUGAUCCAAAAUCAAAGGAAAGUGCACAGCAGCUGGGACAAGAAAUUGCAUUGUUAAGUCGGCUGUGGCACCCUAAUAUAGUGCAGUAUUAUGGAUCUGAAACGGUUGAUGAUAAAUUAUAUAUAUACUUGGAGUAUGUUUCGGGCGGUUCCAUCUAUAAACUUCUUCAAGAGUAUGGUCAGUUUGGUGAAAUAGGCAUUCGUAGUUACACUCAACAAAUCUUGUCCGGGCUUGCUUAUUUGCAUGCUAAAAACACUGUCCACAGAGAUAUUAAAGGAGCAAAUAUUCUUGUAGACCCCAGUGGCCGCGUGAAACUGGCAGAUUUUGGGAUGGCAAAACAUAUAACUGGGCAGUCUUGUCCACUAUCAUUCAAGGGGAGUCCCUACUGGAUGGCGCCUGAGGUGAUAACAAAGUCGAAUGGUUGCAAUCUUGCUGUUGAUAUAUGGAGCCUUGGUUGCACAGUUUUAGAGAUGGCAACAUCAAAGCCACCAUGGAGUCAAUACGAAGGGGUUGCCGCUAUGUUCAAGAUUGGAAACAGCAAGGAGCUUCCUGCAAUUCCUGAUAAUUUCUCAGAUGAGGGGAAGGACUUCGUGAGGCAAUGCUUGCAACGGGACCCAUCACAUCGCCCUACGGCUGCUCAACUUUUGGAGCACCCUUUUGUGAAAAAUGCUGCUCCAUUAGAGAAACCAAUUUUGGUUGCUGAGCCUUCAGAAGCAAUGCCCAUGGUUAUGAAUGCAGGAAGAUCAAUGGGCAUUGGGCACGCCAGAAACAUUGCAGGCUUUGAUUUAGAAGGGUUUGCUAUCCAUCAAUCUCAAGGCUCAAAAACUGCAGGGUCCAGUGAAAUUCAUACACCGAAGAACGCAUCCUGUCCAGUUUCUCCAAUUGAGAGUCCUCUUCUACAUUCAAGGUCCCCACAGCAUAUGAGCGGACGAUUGUCUCCAUCUCCUAUAUCUAGUCCUCAUACUCAAUCUGGUGCAUCCACACCUCAUACCGGUGGUAACGGUGCAAUCCCAUUUCAUCAUGCAAUGCAGCCAACAACUUACUUACAGGAAAGCAUGGGAAUGAUCCCAAGGUCACAUAACAUUUUGUAUGCCAAUAGCAAUAAUCCAUAUCAGGAUCCCAAGCCUGAUUUUUUUCGAGGGAUGUCACAACCCUCUCAUGUUUUCCGGGAGCUGAUUUCUUCAGAUAAUAGCUCUCUUGAAAACCAGUUUGGACGACCUGGCUAUGCAGACCCCAGGGAACAAUAUAAUAGGCAGCCUGUCUUGGCUGAUCGUGUGUCUCAGCAGCUCCUUAGAGAUCAUGGGAAGCUGAAGCCAUCCCUGGACCUAAAUCCAACCUUCUCAAUGCUUGGCCGUACCAAUGGAAUCUAACUUGCACUGAAAACAAUUUUCAGUACAUUCCUUUAAAGUCAAGAUUGACCAUGUGGUUAAGUUUGGAUCUUCUGAAACCUUGAAUGGCAGAAAAAAUGUUUGGAAGCAGAAUCUGAAUACUUGGAUACAGAGUUCAUAUGAUAACCAAUUUGCAUAAAAUAUGCAUGGAGAUGAUGGAUAGUUGGCAACACUCAAAUUGUUCUCACUUGUGAUGAUUGAUUCAAGAUUUUUACUUGGCAACUAUAAUAUUUCACCUUAUCUUUAAUUAAGCAUGUUUUCAUGUCAGCUGUGAUGGUGCAAAAGCUCAUAUUUGAACAAAUGGUUUAUUCGGAGGAGAAGGUGGCAGCAUUCAGCAGCUCCUUGAAACCGGGAACAUAUAUACUGGUGUAAAGAACUGUAUAUCCUAUUACACUUGAAACGGAGUAAGAAGAGCUAUUACCAUUUCUGAACUUUAAUAGCUUGUCUUUUUCCUUUCACUGUUUUUUGGGUGGAAGGAUAUUGGUGGAAAUUUAAAAAAUUUUGUACAGAAAGUUGGAGUCCAGAUUUUGUCGAACAAUGACGAUCGAGAAUUGGAUGCUUGACCUGAUAUUUUUUUUUGUAUCAGUAUAUGGCAGCUCAAAAACAGAACAGACUAUGCUGCUCUGCUGAUACUAUUGCAUCUACUUUAUCUACAUUAAAUCAAAUUGACGACAUCUAAUUUAACCA
Molecule: messenger RNA, 3744 nt
Organism: Jatropha curcas
Lineage: Eukaryota; Viridiplantae; Streptophyta; Magnoliopsida; Malpighiales; Euphorbiaceae
Gene: YDA
Product: Protein kinase superfamily protein
Biological process (GO): MAPK cascade; protein phosphorylation
Cellular component (GO): cytoplasm
Molecular function (GO): MAP kinase kinase kinase activity; ATP binding
Source: RefSeq, a predicted model, not a curated record